GUAUUUAAAUAGCACGUAUUUACUACCGUUCUGAGAAUUCCGUCAGGAUGUAAUAUAUUUUGUCAAUUACAGAUAAACAGUUUAACCAAGCUAUCGGGACCCAUGAAAAUGUUUGUGAAAUUUCCUGUUUGAACAUAUAUCUUACGAUUCUUGAAACAUUGCAAUGGUAUGGGAUAUCUGGAAGAAAUAUGAAAAUAGUCUGUCUGGAAAUUCUUACACUUCUUGGAAUACUUUUUCAGGGAACUGGAGCUAUCUAUCUCAGUUUACCGGAUACAGCCACCAUUGUCACCUCAUGUCCCUCUUCCAAAGAAGCAUGGAUCGAGAGGUCGAAGACAAAACAUUGUACCAGUGCGUUUCCAUCAAACAUUUCUUUUGUUUUUCACUGUGUCAUUAACGAAUGGGGAAAUGCAACGGUGGAGGUGUGCGCAGUUCAAAGGUUAAUUCUCUUUGGAAAGUGUGCUGAGUACAAUUUCGGAGCCAAGCGAAUCCAAAGUAGCGGUGUGAAAAUGUGUUCGAUGUUUCCGCGCCCCUGUCCCACCGUGUACUACUCAACAGAUGCAUAUAUGUAUCCAGGGUGUUAUCAACCACUGCAAAUGAACUCGUCUUCAUAUGGAUCUCAAAAUGUCUCAGAGUCCGAGGCGUUUUCUUCACAUGAUUCAUCUCAAAUGAAUGUAAUAACAAUAAUCAUACCAAUAUGUAUAAUAAUCAUUAUUAUACCUCUUAGCAUUAUGGCGAGGAUGUGCCUAUUAAAGCGACUACGCCAUGCGCCACGCAACGAAUUGUCAGCAGAAUAUAGAGGGAGGUUUCUUGAUAAUGAAAUGGACACAGAAACCAAUGGAGCUUAAUGUGAUCUGCGGUAGAACACAUUAAACAAAUACGACUCUAAAAAA
Molecule: messenger RNA, 890 nt
Organism: Ostrea edulis (European flat oyster)
Lineage: Eukaryota; Metazoa; Mollusca; Bivalvia; Ostreida; Ostreidae
Exons: 7
Coding region: 189-845 (218 amino acids)
Source: RefSeq, a predicted model, not a curated record